This is a messenger RNA of Colossoma macropomum (tambaqui), 2430 nucleotides long. RefSeq names its product src kinase associated phosphoprotein 1 (gene skap1). Gene Ontology annotation, cellular component: cytoplasm; plasma membrane. The coding region runs from base 182 to 1330 and encodes 382 amino acids. Gene Ontology annotation, molecular function: protein binding. NCBI's taxonomy places the organism in Eukaryota, Metazoa, Chordata, Actinopteri, Characiformes, Serrasalmidae. The transcript has 12 exons. The record is from RefSeq and is a predicted model, not a curated record.
GAGUGUGUGGAUGUCUGCUAUCACUUCACUCUUAGAAGCAGUGAGCUACGUUAGUACCGGUGAGGUAUGCUGUGGAGACAACAUUCACACUCAGAGGCCCUGAACCUUUAAUUUUUUUUAUGCAAAGAAAUAUAAGAAGACAGGUCAAACUUUUCAGUGGAGGCUUACUUUCAGAGCACUAAUGGGGACGAUUUCUGAAGAUAUCAGGAGACUUCUAGCAGAUUGUGAGCUGUUUGUCUCAAGCAUUCUGCAGGACGAGAACCUCAGUAAGCAUGCUCACGAAGCAAGGGAAAUUCUUCUGAACAACUUUCGAGUCGUCCACAACAAAAAUCCAGAGGAAUUCCCUUACACUGGAGGGGAGGACAGUUCAGAUGACAACCACAGCUCUAGCCUGGGACGUUCUGCCCCUUCUGAUGAUCUGUCUGUGGCUUCAGACUAUCAGGAGGACACUGCACCUGAAUGUUUUGAAGAGAUUCCCACAGUGGCAGCACAAGACCUGAGUAACAUCCUGAAGCAAGGUUACCUUGAGAAGAAAAGACGUGACCAUACAUUCUUCACCAUGGAGUGGCAGAAAAGGUGGUGUGUGCUGAACAAUACCAUAUUCUACUACUUUGGGAGUGAAAAAGACAAGCAGCAGAAAGGCUCCUUUUACAUCAAUGACUACAAAGCAGCGCUUGUAGUCAACGUGCGCAAAGACUCCAAGAAGAACUGUUGCUUUGAGAUUAAGGCCGAUGGAAGACGUUCCUACCAGUUCACUGCCAGCAGCCCUCGUGAGGCCAAGGAAUGGGUGGACCAGAUCAAUUUCGUCUUAAAGGAUAUGAACUCCAGCUUCAUCCCCUUUGAUGAUGAUGAGGAAGAGGAGGAGGAGGAGGAGAAAGAGGAAGAGGGUGAGGAAGAGGAGACAUAUGAUGACAUUGAGGGAGCAACCACUCCACCGUUGCUCCCCGGCCCUGCCUCUGCAGCUCCAGUUCCAUCACCAGCACCCAGUGCACGUGAGGCGAGGAGGGAAAGAACAGUCGCAGCUGUAGAGGAAGACUUAGAAGAUGAAGAGGAUAUAUAUGAAGUGCUGCCAGAGGAUGAUUUCUUGGACAAUUCAGAGGAGAUCAGUGAGAGGAGCCAAAAAACAGACCCAUCAUCAGAUUAUGCCAAUUACUAUCAAGGCCUGUGGGACUGUGAAGCCGAUGGUCCUGAUGAGCUGGCGUUUCGUAGAGGAGACAUCAUCUACAUCCUAAGCAAGGAGUAUAACAUCCAUGGCUGGUGGGUUGGGGAGCUGGAUGGCAUUAUUGGCAUCGUACCCAAAGAAUUUUUGCACCCUGCAUACAUUCUUUAAGCUCAUGAUACAGUCCUUUUAGGAAUUUAGCAAGCAGUAGUCAGAGAUGGACACCAGUCAAUCUUUAAGUCUCUCUUUCUGAAUUAUAUGGCAUAUUUUACACCAAACCAAUGUUUAUCACAUACUAUUUGACAAUAUACUUUUACUACAUGUUUAAUUAGCAAUAAACUAAAGAGAAACAGCAUGACUAGUAUGCUGAUUAUUUAAAAAAGUAUACUUGCAGGUUAGUUUGCUGUUGUGUGGUACCAAACUCUUCCCAACAAUGACACCUGCUGGCUAAAAGUGUAACUACAGGGGUAACGUAACGUGCUGCUCCCACUGUUUUCAUAUUUUUAGUUUUCAUUUGUAAUAGAUCACUUUUUUCAAAAUGGUGAAUAAUAUAAAAUUUACUUCACUAAUUCAACUUAUUUAACACAAUUAUUUACAGUAGAGUGAAAUGAUUUAUAUAAAAUAUACAAAAAUACUUUUAUAGAGGUACAUGAAUGUUUAUUAGUUCUUGGGAAACUUUGUUUUUUAAUGAUUUUCAAAUAUAUAUAACAUACAGUACUGUGUAAACGUCAGAGACACCCUUCAUUUAUUUAAUUUCCAGUCAAAACAGCCAUUAAGUACAACUGUUUUCAGGGUCAAAAAAAAAAACAAAAAACAGAUAAUAUAAAUUUAACAGGAAAUUACACAGAAGCUUCAACAACACAACAUUCAGCAUUUAAAGUGUCCACUCGUUGGCUUUAUUACAACUUCUAUACUUGUCAGGAGUCUUGCUUUUGGUUUUUCAAAGAAAUCUACAGGGAUAUUUUUCCACAUUUUUCUAGGUUCACUCUUAGAAGCUGGUUGCAAUUUCCAUGUUUGUGUAAUCCCAAACAUGUUGAGUGAUGUUGAGGUCUGGACUCUGGGGUGGUCAGUCUAUUUUUCUGACAGCAUCAGCACCUUCUUUGUUUCAUUUGCAGAUGUGCUUCCUUUUUUGUCGAUAUCCUUUUCACAGUAACAGCGUCUUGACAGUUAGACAUCCUUUCAGGCUGAUAGUGUUGAAUUAUCUUCUCACAGUGGAAGGAUGGACAGAAACACCUAUGGAUUGGUUCAGAUCUGAAGCAAGAGUGGAGUUU